Molecule: messenger RNA, 1572 nt
Organism: Protobothrops mucrosquamatus (brown spotted pit viper)
Lineage: Eukaryota; Metazoa; Chordata; Lepidosauria; Squamata; Viperidae
Gene: CEP57L1
Product: centrosomal protein 57 like 1
Exons: 12
Coding region: 102-1475 (457 amino acids)
Cellular component (GO): centrosome
Molecular function (GO): identical protein binding; microtubule binding; gamma-tubulin binding
Source: RefSeq, a predicted model, not a curated record
AGGUUGCCCGUGCCUUUGGCUACGGCGUGGCUUUUGCACCCUCUGUGCCGGAGGCGAGGGUGGUCCUCUGUUGAGUUGAGUGCUGUCCUAGAUCCUAUGUGAUGGAGUCUGUGGAUAGUGAAUCAAAACAUAGCUAUAUUGGAAGUUUUCUUCAGCCUCCAGAUAAAAUAAAAUCUGCUUUUGCUGAUCUCAAGCCAAAAAGUGUUAUCAGCUGCCCACCAAACAACCAAGCUUUAGUGGCAGCCCUAAAAACUCUUCAAGAAAAGAUCUGUCGUCUUGAGAUAGAGAGGAUACAGGCUGAAAAUGACCUGAACUGCUUAUCCAGAGAAGCUGCACAAUAUAGAAAAGCUUUGCAGCAGGAAUCAAAUGAAAAGAACAUAGUUCACCCGGAGCUGAUGGAAGAAAGGAAAGAUGUGAGUGCACAAUUAAGGGCAGCACAAUCGCGCUGCUCUUUGCUAGAAAAACAACUUGAUUACAUGAGAAAAAUGGUGCUCAAAGCAGAGCUGGAAAAAAAACUGGUUCUGGAGCAGCAGACGCAUCUUCAGAAGGAAGAUGACCAAAAUCAGAUGGAACUUUGUGCAAAACUGGAAAAACUUGAAAUUCUAGAAAAGCAGUGUUGGACUCUUAUUAGCACUCAGAAAACUGCAGAAGAAAAGAUAAAACAUUUGGAACAGAAACUUCUGGAGGAACAGCACCAGCGCAAGCUAAUACAAGAUAAAGCUGCACAGCUCCAGACAGGUGUUGAAAUGAACAGAAUUCUCCUGUCCUCACUUUCACCUGAAAAAGAGGUGAAGAAGAAAAGCAGGAAAAAGAAAGUCAUCAAGAAUAAUUCUAGUAUGAAGAGAACACAGUCGAGCUUUCAGGGUGGAAUGUUGCCUUUUGUUGCCGGCAAGUCUGCCAGCUCAAGUCACUCUGUUGUUGCAAAUGUACAAAGUGUCCUGCAUAUGAUGAAAUACCGUAGCCCUUGUAUGACUUCACAAUGUCCAGAAGGCACUGAAAAGAGGACUUCAAGAUGGCCUGGCAUUUGCAAACCAGCGUCUUGUUCCACGACUUCCUCUGCUACUGAAAGUCUUUCUGAUCUUCUUCUGGGUAUGCAAGAUGAGUUGGGACAAAUGAGUUUUGAACAUCAAGAACUAUCAAAGCAGAUAGAGGAAAGUCAAAACCAAGACAUUCGGGAAGACCUAGAACGUGAAUUGGAUUGUCUUGUGAAGCAGAUGGAAAUUAAAGGAGAACAGAUUUCAAAACUGAAAAAGCAUCAGGAUCAUGUUUAUAAACUGAAGCAAAGAGCUCAAAAACUGAAGAGAGAGCCAGCAUGUUCAGCAUCGAGGCCUAAUGAAUUAAAAGGAAGCAAAGAGACUGUAAUCCCUCCAAGUAUCUCUUCUACAAAUAAAACCACAAAUUCCCUUCGGCUAUUAAAAAGUGCUCAGAAGAUUCAAUCAGUAUUGAAGAAAGAUGAUAUUGUGUGGGAAUCAUAGGUUCCACAUCUGAUUUCAUACAUCACUCUCUGCUGAGAUUUGAUUUGUGUUAGUGGUAUACCCAUUAAUACUGAGAAUAAAAUGUCGGGUAAAUAAA